Postia placenta MAD-698-R-SB12 is the source of this 1631-nucleotide messenger RNA. RefSeq lists its product as hypothetical. The transcript is spliced from 9 exons. Gene Ontology annotation, molecular function: cobalt ion binding; glycine hydroxymethyltransferase activity; pyridoxal phosphate binding. Lineage: Eukaryota; Fungi; Basidiomycota; Agaricomycetes; Polyporales; Adustoporiaceae. Gene Ontology annotation, cellular component: cytoplasm. The coding region runs from base 16 to 1452 and encodes 478 amino acids. The record is from RefSeq and is a predicted model, not a curated record. Gene Ontology annotation, biological process: L-serine catabolic process; tetrahydrofolate interconversion; folic acid metabolic process.
AUCGCUCGCAGAACGAUGGCCUCCAUCCCCGACUUCAACAAGGCGCUGUACGCCCCUCUCGCCGAGGUGGACCCCGAGGUGCAGAACAUCAUCGACAAGGAGACAUGGAGGCAGUUCUCUGGGCUCGAACUCAUCGCUUCGGAGAACCUGACCAGCCGGGCGACGAUGGAGGCCAACGGCUCCAUUCUCACAAACAAGUACUCGGAGGGCCUUCCUUCUGCGCGGUAUUACGGCGGAAACGAGUGGAUUGACGAGUUGGAGGUCCUCUGCCAGCAGCGUGCGCUCCAGGCGUUCCACCUUGACUCCGCCAAGUGGGGCGUCAAUGUGCAGCCGUACUCGGGCAGUACUGCAAACUUUGCCGCUCUAACGGCGCUCCUCCAGCCCCAGGAUCGACUGAUGGGUCUCGGGCUGCCCGACGGCGGUCACCUGACGCACGGCUACUAUACCGCCAAGAAGAAGAUGACUGCUUCGUCGAUCUACUUCCAGUCGCUUCCGUAUGGGCUUGACGCGGCGACGCAGCUGAUCGACUACAAGAACCUUGCCUCGCAGGCGAAGAUCUUCAAGCCGCAGCUGCUCAUCUGUGGUGCGUCGGCGUACCCGCGCGAUUGGGACUACGCGGCGCUGCGUGCCAUUGCGGACGAACAUGGCGCGUUCCUCAUGGCGGACAUCGCACACACGAGCGGUCUGGUUGCCGCUGGUGAGCUCGCGGACCCAUUCGAGUACUGUGACGUUGUCACCACUACGACGCACAAGACACUUCGCGGUCCCCGUGCCGGUCUGAUCUUCUUCAGGAAGGACAGCGAGAAGGCGAAGGGCCUUGAGAAGCGCGUGAACGAUGCGGUGUUCCCUGCUUGCCAGGGUGGUCCACACAACAACACAAUUGCUGGUAUCGCAACUGCGCUCCUGCAAGCUUGCCAGCCGACGUGGAAGGCGUAUGCUAAGCAGGUCAUUGCAAACGCUAAGGCACUCGGCGAGGAGCUCGUUGCGCAGGGCUACAAGCUCCAGACCCAGGGCACAGACAACCACCUUGUCCUAUGGGACCUGCGCCCGCUCGGCCUGACGGGUAGCAAGCUUGAGAAGCUGUGCGACCUGGUCGGCAUCACCAUCAACAAAAACGCCGUCUCUGGUGACGCGUCUGCGCAGGUUCCGGGAGGUAUUCGUCUCGGAACGUCUGCGCUCACGUCGCGUAACAUGCUCGAGGCGGACGUCCGCGUCGUCGCAGACUUCCUGCAUCGCGCGGUGCAACUCGCGCUGGUGCUGCAGAAGGAGGCCGGCAGCAAGCUGCUCAAGGACUUCGUGCGCGUGGCGUCAGUCGAGGAAGAAGGCAAGGAGGGUGCGCGCAAGGUCCGCGAGCUCCGACGUGAGGUCCGCGCGUUUGCGCGACGCUGGCCGGUGCCUGGUGUGGACGUCUCGGCGCUUAAGCGCCCCGCCGGGAUCGAAGAGGAUGAUUAGGUUAUUUAGAAGGCGCUUAUACGGGACCGAGUUCAUGGAGAGGGUCGAUAUGAGGGGACAUGCUAGAUUUUGAAAAUAGGCGGACUUCAACAUGGUCCGGCCCAUCCGGGCAUUUCAACAUUGUCUGGUUGUAGAUGUAUACUAAAGACCUUCAUCAGGUGUAUUCAUAGUGGUUUCUU